UCUUUCCUGCAUGUGCUGCUGUGGUGUGUGUGUGGAGGUAAACAAGAGAAGAGCAGUGGAGUAGUGAGUGGUGACAAGUGUGGGAGGGAUGGAAGUGGAGGCUCACCAUGGCUUCCUACCGGCAGCAGGGAGGCAGCACCUUUAUGGCCACCCUCACUAUCAACUUUCAGGAGAUGAUGAGUGGUGGGAGUUCAUCCCUUGCCCCUUCUGCUACAUCGAGGUGGAGGUUCCCUUCCUCUGUGACCAUCUCCAGGAGGAGCAUUGCUUUGACAUGAAAAAUGCCGUUUGUCCAAUCUGCGCAGACAAUCUUGACAAGGACACUGAUGAACAUUUCAGGGUUCAGCACUCACAUCUACUGAAGAGGAGGAAGUCUUCUUGCAAGCCAAGUUCAGCAGCAGCAGCUGACAAGGGAUCAUAUGAAGAGGACUCCUACUUCGAAGCACCCUCCUCACACUGCAUCGGCAGGCCGGUUCCUGAUUCUUCUCCUGAUCCUCUGCUCUCCCAGUUCAUCUGCUGUAGCAUUGCUCCUCCGAUCGAUUCGCUGCGGCGAAGUGAAGCUGAGGUGGAGGGCCAUUGCUCAUCUUAUUCAGAUGAUCAAAGGAAAGAGCAGGGGGCGAUGGAUGAUGCAUCAAAGCAGGAGCUUGAGGAGAGGUUGCAGAGAAUCGAGUUCGUGAAGCAGAUGCUGAUGACAACAAUUGCUUUGUAGACUGUUCCUCUAGGGCUCCUUUCGGCAGUCGACUAGGCUUUUCAGGAUUUUGGAGAAGUGCAGAAUGAUGUGCCAUUUAUGCUGCCUUGACCUCUUCUGGCACAAGUAUACCUACAAUGUUUGGAUAUCUAUAUAAUGAACCUUGAUCCUUUCAGCUUAACC
This is a messenger RNA of Oryza brachyantha (malo sina), 868 nucleotides long. RefSeq names its product protein DEHYDRATION-INDUCED 19 homolog 6-like. NCBI's taxonomy places the organism in Eukaryota, Viridiplantae, Streptophyta, Magnoliopsida, Poales, Poaceae. The record is from RefSeq and is a predicted model, not a curated record. The transcript is spliced from 5 exons. The coding region runs from base 89 to 706 and encodes 205 amino acids.